Molecule: messenger RNA, 726 nt
Organism: Neogale vison (American mink)
Lineage: Eukaryota; Metazoa; Chordata; Mammalia; Carnivora; Mustelidae
Gene: PSMC3IP
Product: PSMC3 interacting protein
Exons: 8
Coding region: 49-702 (217 amino acids)
Biological process (GO): homologous chromosome pairing at meiosis; meiotic strand invasion involved in reciprocal meiotic recombination; meiotic joint molecule formation
Cellular component (GO): DNA recombinase auxiliary factor complex; condensed nuclear chromosome
Molecular function (GO): double-stranded DNA binding; recombinase activator activity
Source: RefSeq, a predicted model, not a curated record
UCGAGCGACAACAACGUCCGGCUUUCCGAGUUGGCGGCGGGAAAGGCCAUGAGUAAAGGACGGGCGGAGGCUGCGGCGGGAGCCCCUGGGAUCCUCCUGAGGUACCUGCAGGAGCAGAACAGACCCUACAGCGCCCAGGACGUGUUCGGGAACCUGCAGCGGGAACACGGACUGGGCAAGGCGGCGGUGGUGAAGGCGCUGGAGCAGCUGGCCCAGCAAGGCAAAAUCAAAGAGAAGAUGUACGGCAAGCAGAAGAUCUAUUUUGCGGACCAGGACCAGUUUGCCAUGGUGAGUGACGCUGACCUCCAAGGCCUGGAUGCCAAAAUCGUGGCCCUCACUGCUAAGGUGCAGAGCUUACAGCAGAGCUGUCGCCACAUGGAGGCUGAGCUGAAGGAGUUAACUAGUGCCCUGACCACACCGGAGAUGCAGAAAGAGAUCCAGGAGUUGAAGAAGGAGUGUGCUGGCUACAGAGAGAGACUGAAGAAUAUUAAAGCAGCCACCAACCACGUGACUCCAGAAGAGAAAGAGCAGGUGUACAGGGAGAGGCAGAAGUACUGCAAGGAGUGGAGGAAGCGGAAGAGGAUGGCAACAGAGCUGUCUGAUGCCAUUCUGGAAGGAUACCCCAAGAGCAAGAAGCAGUUCUUUGAGGAAGUCGGGAUAGAGACAGACGAGGAUCACAACGUGAAGCUCCCAGACCCUUGAGGGGUCCCCCGGCAAGAGCCGGGG